AUGUCCUUUAAUGAGCAGCAGUGCACGCAGCCAUGUGUGCCCCCUCCAUGUCUUCAAAAGACCCAAGAGCCAUGCCAGGCAAAGGCUGAGGUGGUUUGCCUCCCCACAUGCCAGGACCCCAGCCAGGAGAAGUGCCCAGUCCAAGUGCAGGAGGUGAGUCUUCCUCAGUGUCAGGAGUUAAUCCAAGAAGACUGCCCACAGCAACGCCAAGAUCCGUGCCUACCUCCACGCCAAGACCAAUGCCCAGCUCCGUGUGUGGAGCCAUGCCAGGAGAUAUCCCAAGCAAAAUGUGUGGAAGUUUGUCCGCAGAAAGUCCCAGAGAGGUGCUCACCCCCUGGUAAGGGAAAGUAG
This is a messenger RNA of Choloepus didactylus (southern two-toed sloth), 351 nucleotides long. RefSeq names its product proline rich 9 (gene PRR9). The transcript has a single exon. NCBI's taxonomy places the organism in Eukaryota, Metazoa, Chordata, Mammalia, Pilosa, Megalonychidae. The record is from RefSeq and is a predicted model, not a curated record. The coding region runs from base 1 to 351 and encodes 116 amino acids.